AUGUAUAUUGUAUCGCCCCUUAAACCGCACGCAGUGCCGAUGGGCGACAUCCCCACGCACAUGUUCACCCGGGCCGCCCACCGGCAGCACACGGAGAAAGUGCUAAUUGACGCGGAGACCGGGCAGGGAUUCACCAUCAACGACAUCAUCCAGACGUCGCAGCAACUGGCACAGGGCCUGGCACAUAUGGGUCUGGCCAACACAGUCAUUGCGGCGUACGGGCGCGAUCCACGCAAUGUCUUUGUAUACUAUGCGGCGCUGCUCUCGGGCAAUGCGUUCCAGCUGGUCAGCUGCCGGGAGCAGCUGGAAAUUAGCCAGGCCAAGCUGGUGUUUGUAGAGGGCAGGCACAUGAGUGACCUCGGAACUGCGGCCGAAAUCAUCGCAUUCGACCGGGGGUCCCAUGCCUUCCGCACCCUCAGCGACCUGCUGGCCAGCGGCAUUGGGAUUAAGCCCCGGGCUAUGGCGCCCGAGGCUGCGGAGAAGGCGCUGGCGAUUUUGGCUGGCGGGCAGCGGCCGGUGAUGCUGUCGCACUAUGGCGUGCUGGCGGCUCCCGCGGGCUCGGGCCAGGGGGUGGUGGUGGCUGGCAUGCCGGGCAUCGGCAAUAUCGCGCACCUGCCGCUUCUGGCCGGCUGCACUGUGGUGCAGCUGCGCGAGUGCUCGGCCCUCGCCUGUCUUGCAGCCAUCGCCGCACAUAACGCAAAUGUAUUGCUGGCCACCAACGAGCUUCUGCUGGAGCUCCGCAACGCCCGUAGGCGGGACGGCUGGCUGGAGCUCAGCGGCCGCGCAUUCCCCACCGACUGCCUGCAGACGGUGUUUGUGUGGCAGAUGCACGCGCCCGGCUCCUUCAAGCAGCAGAUGCAGGAGCUUUUGCGUGCGCGCGUGGUCGAGCUCUACGGGUUUGUCGAGACCGGGCUGAUUGCCGGGCUGAUCUCCGAAUCCCCGCCGCUUCGGGACUCGGUCGGCGUAUUGUGCGCCAACGUCACCGCCCGCAUUGUCUGCGACGGCCGGGACCUGAAGCCCGGGGAGUAUGGCGAGAUUUGGGUCAAGACGCCGCGCCUGAUGAUGGGGUAUCUGGGCGGGUCCGCCGGGCUGGUCGACGGGUUCUUCUGCACCGGCGAUUUCGGCACUGUGACCGAGGACGGCGUGGUGGUGGUGAUGGGAAGAGUGGAUGACGUCGUCAGGAUGGAGGAGCGUCACGUGCCGCCCGUGGAAAUCGAGCGGGCGGUGCGUCAGUGUGCGGGCGUUGCAGACUGCGCGGUGGUGCGGGCAGCAGGACCCGGGCAUGACGUGCCGUUUGUGUUUGCUGAGCGCAGCGCCCCGGCUGCGCAGAUCUCUGCAGUGCUGGCAGAACUGGCAGGUGCGUAUCCGGGGAUCUGCGGGCGGUUUGUGGAUAUGCUGCCGCGGACUGCCACCGGGGCGGUAGCACGCACUGAGCUCGUUUCGAUGCUGUAG
This is a messenger RNA of Linderina pennispora, 1452 nucleotides long. RefSeq names its product acetyl-CoA synthetase-like protein. The coding region runs from base 1 to 1452 and encodes 483 amino acids. Gene Ontology annotation, molecular function: CoA-ligase activity. The record is from RefSeq and is a predicted model, not a curated record. Lineage: Eukaryota; Fungi; Kickxellomycota; Kickxellomycetes; Kickxellales; Kickxellaceae. The transcript has a single exon.